Acaulospora morrowiae is the source of this 217-nucleotide messenger RNA. NCBI's taxonomy places the organism in Eukaryota, Fungi, Glomeromycota, Glomeromycetes, Diversisporales, Acaulosporaceae. The record is from the annotation of a GenBank genome assembly.
UGCAUGGACCGAACCACAAAAAUAUCUAGAGUUCAAAUGGUCACCUGAGGAAGAAUAUUACCUGACGGAAAAUGUGCAAAGAUUUUUCCUGAUCCUUUUCUCGAUCCUCCAGGCUAUCAUUGUAUUUUGGUUUUAUUUAAUCUGCAAUGUCGCGCUGAGAGUUAUCAAAGGGUCCAAUGCACAUGAUAAUCGCAGCGACUCGGAAAGUGAAAACUAG